This is a messenger RNA of Dendronephthya gigantea, 1017 nucleotides long. RefSeq lists its product as uncharacterized. Lineage: Eukaryota; Metazoa; Cnidaria; Anthozoa; Malacalcyonacea; Nephtheidae. The coding region runs from base 469 to 891 and encodes 140 amino acids. The record is from RefSeq and is a predicted model, not a curated record. The transcript has 6 exons.
CGAGAGAUGGAGAAAGCUGGCGGAGGUGUGCCUUACAAGGCUUAUCAUGUUUAAUAAGCGAAGAGGUGGUGAGGCUGCUCAAAUGCAGCUUAGCACUUCGAGCAACGCCCGAAUUGGAACAAUGCUCAUAAUAAAGAAAUUUUGGAGUCGCUUUCAAGCAGCGAACGGGAGCUGUGUAAACGAUUUGAUAUGGUGGAGAUUGUGGGGAAAAGGAGACGAAAAGUUCCUGUCAUAAUUACCGAUGACGUAAAGAAAGGAAUCCUUGCUCUCAAUAAAACGAGAAGUGAGGGAGGAGUAGGGAAAGACAACCCGUUUGUCUUUGCGGUAAACAACGGAAAAUCAAAAAAGUCGUUGAGAGGCCACGACGUCAUUACGCGGGUAUGUGGCCAACUAAAGUUAAAGGAGCCUCGCCUGAUUACCUCAACGAAUCUGCGAAAGUAUGUUGCAAACCAUUAGUCAACUGGUAACAUGGGCGAAAGUGAAAUGGGCUGGCUCGCGAGACAUCUUGGCCAUGAUAUUCACGUGCACAAGGACUAUUACCGACUACCUGAUACAACAUUAGAGUUGGCCGUUGUCGGCAAUUUACUCAUGGCUGUCGAUGAAGGCCGAGCACAUCAUUUCAAAGGAAGAAUCCUCGUGAAAUUCGGUUGUCAGAAUUUGAAGAAAACGCAAAACAAACGCCUUUUGAGAAUGAUGCAAGUUGUUUAUCAUCGAAUGCGGCAACUGCAACAACCAGAACGCAAACCAUGUGCACCUUCAAGUACACGAAAACGGACUGAGAGAAAACCAUGGACAACAAAGAAAAAAAUGCGGUGUUUGCGGUGUUUUCAAAGCACAUACGGGAUAAACAUCUCCCAAGAAAGACGAGUGUGUUGCAUUCUUGGAGAGUAACAAAGAAGUGGAGCGUGAUUGGAAGCACGUAAAAGACUUUGUUCGUGGGUGUUGGAAAAGAGGGGAAAAUAAGUCAUCCUCGCGCUGAUUUAAUGUGGACAGUUAACUAAUAGGAACAUAGGUAUA